GGCGGUCUGGAGGAAAGGAAGGCGCUUUGAGCUCCAACUACGGAAGCUCGGCAGCGCGGAGGCCUUCAGCGGGCUCGCGGGCGCCUGAGCUUGCUAAAAUGGGUCGCCAUUCAUCAGACACCGAAGAAGAGACUAAAAGCAGAAGAAAAAAGAAACAUCGUAAAAGGUCAUCUUCAAGCAGUUCCUCAGAUAGUAGAAGUUACAGCCAUAAAAAAUCAGGAAGAAAAUCAAGAUCACGGUCUCGAGAUGUCCAAUUUCGUUCACAUUCAUAUGAAAAAAGGCGACGGCAUCGAUCAAGCAGCAGUUCUUCGUAUGGGUCCAAAAGAAAACGGAGUCGUAGCCGAUCAAGAGCACAAGGAAAGUCAUAUCGGUCUCAGAGAUCAAGAUCAAAAAGCAGAUCAAGAAGAUCACAUUCCAGACCCCAACAACGAUCAUACAGUCGCAGCAGUGAAAGAACUAGUCACAGGAGAACCCGUAGUGGGUCUCGUGAGAAAGAAAGACGUAAAGGCAGAGAUAAAGAGAAAGCAAGGGAGAAGGAAAGAUCCAGAGGAAAAGAGAAAGAGCAGCAUUACAACAAAAGUGGAGAUGCUGGAAACAUCAAAACUGGAUUAGAACAUCUGUCUGCUGCUGAGCAAGCCAAAGCUAGAUUACAAUUGGUCCUUGAAGCUGCUGCUAAAGCUGAUGAAGCAUUAAAAGCAAAAGAGAGAAGCGAAGAAGAAGCAAAGAAGAAAAAAGAAGAUCAAGCCAGUCUUGUUGAGCAAGUAAAACGAGUCAAAGAAAUUGAAGCAAUUGAAAGUGACUCUUUUAUUCCACAGACAUUCAGAUCGAGCAAAGAAGUCAAAAAGGUCACAGAAUCUGCUGAUAUCAAAAGCGAACCGGGAAUUACAGAAGUGACAAACAUUGGUGUUGCUGUUACUGAAAAAGAAGUAAAGCCUGGAAUUAUUCCUACUUCUAUCAAAUACCAAGAUGAAAACUCACUUGCCCAUCCCAAUUUAUUUAUUGACAAGGCAGAAGCAGAAGAAAGAUGGUUCCAAAGGCUGAUGUCUCUUCGACAAGAGAGGCUAAUGGGCAGUCCCGUGGCUUGAGUGAAUUAAAUAGCCAACAUACUUUCCUUGCGUUCCAUUGUAUAAAAUUUCAUGACACAAUUGAAUGAGUAUAUAAAUAUUGCCUAGAGUGAAGGUGGAAAGUAUGAGAGGAAGAAUAUUUCUGGAAUCAGCCAACAGAUUUAUAUCAUAUUAAAGGCAUUAAGUGAAAGAAUAAUGACUAUUACUUUGCAAAACAAUUAUUUGUAGAAAUAUUUUAUGGAGUUCAUUUUCUUAGUGUAUUCCUGUUGUGGUUGAGAUUCAAACUGCUCUGCAUGUUAUUUCAUACCUGAUGGGGCAAUUCAACGUCUUCCAAGGGCAGUUCUUCUAUAUUGGCAAUUAUGCAUGAAAGACCUUAACAGUAACAAUGUAUAAAGAGAAAGAAAGAAAGAAAAACAUUAUCUUCCUACCUAAUAACGUUUUGUGACUGAAAGCUAGAACAACAAUGAGAAAACAGUUGUAUGAGAAGUGUGAUUCUGACCAUAUCUUUUAAUUAUACAAAUGACAAUAGACACGUUUUAAAUUAACAUUCAGUGGAUAUAAUAUUCAAUACACCACUAGAUACAUUAGAAAGCAAACGGGGAGGAAAGCUUUAUUUGUUAUCAUCAAAUUUUGCAAAAUCAGUAUUCAAGUGAGGACAUACACAAGAAUUGUAAAUAAUGAAUUAGAAAACAGAAAACAGAAUAACAGAGUUGGAAGCGACCUUGGAGGCCUUUUAGUCCAAUCCCCUGCUUAAGAAGGAAAUCCUACACCACUUCAGACAAAUGGUUAUCCAACAUCUUCUUUAAAAUUUCCAGUGUUGGAGCAUUCACAACUUCUGGAGGCAAGUUGUUCCAUUGAUUGGAACAGUUCUAACUGUCAGGAAAUUUCUCCUUAGUUCUAAGUUGCUUCUCUCCCUGAUUAGUUUCCACCCAUUGCUUCUUGUCCUACCCUCAGGUGCUUUGGAGAAUUGCUUGACUCCCUCUUCUUUGUGGCAGCCCCUUUGAUAUUGGAACACUGCUAUCAUGUCACCCCAGUCCUUCUUUUCAUUAAAUUAGACAUAUCCAGUUCCUGCAACCGUUCUUCAUAUGUUUUAGCUUCCAGUCCCCUAAUCAUCUUGGUUGCUCUUCUCUGCACUCUUUCUAAAGUCUCAACAUCUUUUUUACAUCAUAGCGACCAAAACUGGAUGCAGUACUCCAAGUGUGGCCUUAAAGGGCAUUAUAAAGUGGUAUUAACACUUGUGAUCUUGAUUCUAUCCCUCUGUUUAUGCAGCCUAGAACUGUGUUGCCUUUUUUGGCAGCUGCUGUACACUGCUGGCUCAUUUUUUAAUAUAUAUCCACUAAAAUAAAAAAGAGAAAACCUGACUCCUC
Pantherophis guttatus is the source of this 2431-nucleotide messenger RNA. It is a transcript of the gene RSRC1, whose product is annotated as arginine and serine rich coiled-coil 1. Lineage: Eukaryota; Metazoa; Chordata; Lepidosauria; Squamata; Colubridae. Gene Ontology annotation, biological process: alternative mRNA splicing, via spliceosome. The record is from RefSeq and is a predicted model, not a curated record. Gene Ontology annotation, cellular component: nucleus; cytoplasm.